This is a messenger RNA of Scophthalmus maximus (turbot), 2892 nucleotides long. Its product is annotated as transmembrane protein 179. The transcript is spliced from 4 exons. Lineage: Eukaryota; Metazoa; Chordata; Actinopteri; Pleuronectiformes; Scophthalmidae. The coding region runs from base 13 to 828 and encodes 271 amino acids. The record is from RefSeq and is a predicted model, not a curated record.
GCGCGUCGUCGGAUGCUGCUGCUCCUCCGCUCCAUCCCUGCCUCCACUGCGCAGCCGCAGUUUCUCCAGAACGCAGGGUGCUUUGAAGAGGGCGACGGACCGAGAGAGAGAGAGAGAGAGAGAGAGAGAAAAAACAUGGCCCUCGACAAUUUAAUCUUCGGCCAGUGCAUCCUCUACUUCUUCGCCUUCGUCUUCGGCUUCAUCGCCGUGGUGCCCCUGUCGGAGAACACGGAGGACUUCGGCGGGAAAUGCCUGCUGUUCACGCGCGGCAUGUGGCAGAACGAGAACAUCACGGUGUCCAAGCAGCGCUUCAUCGUGGAGGAGUGGGGACCCGCGUCCUCCUGCAGCUUCAUCACUUUCGUCGGGAUCGCGUCGCUCAUCCUGUCCGCGGUGCAGGCGUGGAGGCUGCUCUUCUUCCUGUGCAAAGGCCACGACGACUCCAUCUUCAACGCCUUCCUCAACCUGCUGAUCAGCUCCCUGGUGGUGUUCACCGUCUUCCUGUCCAGCACCAUCGUCAGUGUGGGCUUCAACCUGUGGUGCGACGCCGUCACCGAGGGUGGCACCAUGCCCAGCAGUUGCGAGGACCUGCAGGACACUGAUCUGGAGCUGGGCCUGAACAACUCGGCUUUCUAUGACCAGUUUGCUAUAGCUCAGUUCGGCCUGUGGGCGGCGUGGCUCACCUGGCUGGGGAUCGCGGUGAUGGCCUUCCUGAAGGUCUACCACAACUACAGACAAGAGGACCUGCUCGACAGCCUGAUCCACGAGAAGGACCUGCUGCUCGGCCGCUCCUCGCGCCACAGAUCUGACCUCAUGACCGGCAUGAUCUAGAAAAACAGAGGAACACGCAAACACACACACACACACACAGUCCUCCCUCCACCUGCCAUAAGAAACACCAAUGUUUGCCUAUGUAGACAAUCAAAAAUCAAUUGGCUUUCUGCUCACACUGACCAUGGAUUGAAUGGAACAGCAGGCUUUCUAUAGACACGAUAGAUUUCCCCCCUGAAAAUCUACCAGUGAUUACUAAUCCUUAAGAAGUCCUGCUUUGUCGAGUUUAUUCACUCCUCAAGGCACACAACCAUAUCUAGCCUUUGAUAGUAUUAAAAUCAUUAAGUGGAAAUAUAAAUCCAGUCUUACUCAACUUAUUAUUAUUUAGCAACAGAGUAUUAAUGGUUCGGAAGGGUCGGCCGACGGAUCAUGUCUUUGUGAAACUUCUGCAUGGACGUAAUGCAUGACAAUUUUAAUUGGUGUUUUUUUAGAUGUAAAAGGGAUGUCCUCGUGUUUUAUACGCCAAUACAUGUGUUCCUAUAGGCUUUUCUUCUAGUGAGAUGCACACGUGCGUCUCGGUGAAAGUGAGGAUCCUUUGCAUGCUGCAGCAAAGUGAAAUGACGUGUGCUUUUGCAGUGUAAUUCACACUUAUCAACCGUAUCAUAAAAGGGGUUUGUUACGGCCCGUUUCCUUUUCACCUCCGUCCAGCUUCUGCCCUCUUCCUUUCAUCCGUUGGUGAAUCACACCAAUGCUCCUCACCGACCUCAACUACCAGAAGAGACUGGAACUGUAAACAGUUACUCUCUUUACACUCAUCAGCCCCCUCAUUGCUUUCUUUUCUCAAUCCCUGUUUAUCACUCACAUCUUUUGGUACUCCCCUCAUCCCCUGAACAUUUCAGGGAUGUAACAUAUUUGGGGGCUCGUCUGAGAUUUGAAAAAAAAAAAAGAUCAGGAAGAUGAAGUUGUGUUGCUUUGUGGUGGUCAGGCCAGCUAAACACCCGUAACUAUGGAGUCACAGUGACCUACCAGAUUUAACAUACACGUGUGAGAGUCUAAACACACACACACACACACACACACACACACACACACACACACACACACACACACACACACACACACACACACACACACACACACACACACACACACACACACACACACACACACACACACACACACACACACACACACACACACAGGGCUGCAACAGGCUCGCUGCGAGAGCCUCCGAUGCUCUCGUCUGGUACUUGAGGGGUGAGGUCGAUGAGGAGCAUUGGACACAGAUGUGAUCCACCGAUGUAUAAGGGCAGGACCUGGAGGGAGGUCAAAGGGAAAUAAAACAUCCAGACACAACACACAACACUAGGGCCGUGACAGUGCUGAAAAAAAACUUAUAAUAAUGACAAAUUUUAGUUCAGAACAGUCAUGUAUCAAGCAGCUGGUCCAAAAAUGCGUUUAGAAAUUUGUGAGAUUAGAAAAGAAAAAAAAACCCUGAUCCGAUCUUGUGCCACAUAGUAACUCAGGCUUCUCCUUUUCACUUUAUAGGCUACAAACCAAUAUACUGCAUUACUGUGAAUAGAUGCACAAAUGUACCUGCAUGCAUCUCUCCCUCUCCCUCCUCCUUUCACAUCACACACUCACUCACUCACAGCUCCUCCGGGUGAUGUCUGGAUGACACGUUCAGGGUUUUACUGCAUGUGUGAAAAACAGCUUCAUUGUCAGAAUUUACAGGAAGAAAGCAAGUCAUCCGCUUGACUUUGAUAGGCAAUGACAGUUUUAUUCAAAACAAUCGAAACCAUAAAAAUGGCAGGAACGAAGAAAAACCCUCCAUCAAGGCACUUCUUUCAAAGUGACCAUAAAUGUUUGGACAGCCGUGAAACGAGGCCUCUAAGCUAAAUGUGCAGCAACAGGACAUGAGUUCACUGGGUAUUGUUUAUUGCUAAUGACAGUUUGGUUUGACAGUACAGAGUUGAGAGUAUUUCUUUCUUCUCUACAGGCGUCAUUAGCCUCAUAUUGCUUUGACUUUCACAUGUGAGAUAUCUGAAAUCCAACACUUUUCCUCUGAGUUCCCUGAAACCUGUUACAAAGAUAUAUGUAUAAAGAACAAUGUUUGACCGGAAA